Molecule: messenger RNA, 1112 nt
Organism: Desarmillaria tabescens
Lineage: Eukaryota; Fungi; Basidiomycota; Agaricomycetes; Agaricales; Physalacriaceae
Exons: 5
Coding region: 210-1070 (286 amino acids)
Biological process (GO): protein insertion into mitochondrial outer membrane; mitochondrial outer membrane translocase complex assembly
Cellular component (GO): mitochondrial outer membrane
Source: RefSeq, a predicted model, not a curated record
GCAGUGACAGCACAGCACCGGAUGUACCGAAAUCCUGCGUCAAGAUUCUGAGUGCUUGAGGGACACAUUGUGAAUCAUCGGAGCGAAGGUAGCGAACGAGACGGAAAUCUUUCGGGCGUAUACUUGAUUUUUUUCGGAGGGUCACGGGAUCUCCCGUCUCCUCUUAACCCUCAGCGCUCAGCCGGCAAGUUGAGUAAAGUGUCUCUGGUAUGGACGAGCAAAGGUCUUUUGACGGUGCAGAUGAGUCUUUGCUCGAAGCUGCCUUGAACCAAGCAUUUACUCCUCCACCUCGUCGGAGUUCGACGGACCAGGACGACCAUAGCACUUCAAGGGACGACGUGGCGGUUACCGCUGCAGACACACCAUCAGCGUCAAAGUCUCCGGAGCCUCUUGUUUCCAGCGAGGUUCUGGAGUCCUGGAAAUCAGAGUAUGACUCUCAAGUAGAAACGUGGCGGUCACAGUCUGCCGAAGCUCGAGAGAAGGCUGAAAGAGAACGAGCGCGAUGGGAAGGUGUACGUGCGAGGGUACGUGAGUCAUCUCUGCAAGAUUCAAAUGAGGGCUGGGAAAGGGUUGGAAGUAAGGGCAACAGUCUGGCUCCUUCCUCGGUAUCUGGACUUUCGUCAAGUAUCGCUGGUUCUAGCAAGGAUAUCGUAACAGUCGAGCUACCAGCCACCCCCCACAUUCUCGGCCCGGGUCCUCCUCCCUCGCAGAGCGAAGACUCUCAGAAAUGGGAGGAUGUUCCUUCAUCCAUAACUUCAUCUUUCCCCUCAAUGUCCUUCCCCGAACAUACGGAGAAUUCUUCCCCAACCCGACAGCGUUCACAGGACACCAAAGUACCCGUUUCUGCUACACUCGCCGUCUUCGAUUCUUCUCUGUCAACGCGUACUCGUGUCAAAGCAUUAUUUUCUUCUUUAGCGAUAAACUUCCUUCUACCUUUUGUCAAUGGCGUCAUGCUUGGAUUUGGCGAAAUAUUUGCGAAGAAUAUUGUUUUGGAGUGGUGGAGGCCUGGUUCGUCAUCUACGAUGACAGGUAUACGUGGUGGACAGACCUUUAGGACGCGGAGGUCGUGACGUACUAGCUUAUGAGGGUUUUUCAUUUAUAUCGUAGCCAUG